Molecule: messenger RNA, 4506 nt
Organism: Diaporthe batatas
Lineage: Eukaryota; Fungi; Ascomycota; Sordariomycetes; Diaporthales; Diaporthaceae
Exons: 3
Coding region: 256-4236 (1326 amino acids)
Molecular function (GO): protein binding
Source: RefSeq, a predicted model, not a curated record
GUAUCUCACCAAUCAGGACGACCACCUCUGGGUUUACGCAACUCAGCCCCCAACACAGCAGGCCCUGAAAUCUUUCCCCUUCCACAGAAGUGGGGCUUAUUUUCUCACGCUUCUUACUCUUUGAUUCACUAACUCGACAUCUCCAAAGCCUGCUCAAACCGUGCCGCUUGUCAUCGGACUCGGUGUAUUUCCACAACCAACCUUCGAUGUUGACAAGCGCGCGCGCGAUCUUGCUACCUCGUCUGCCUGCCUACAAUGGAGGCUUUAUCAAAACAGCUCAUCUUGUCCACUCAAAGCGGUCGCCUGAAACCGGAUGUACGGCUAGGGGUUGCAAUCUCAGAGUUUGCGCAGUCCCUAGGCGAGGAUCGAAAGCGAGAAUUCCAAAAGAUGCAGACUUCUAGUACACAAUUAUGUGGGCGAGACGCUAUACGCGUAACGGAAGAACUCAAUCGAGAUAGCGAGCGGAGAUAUCAAAAUCGGCAACCGUGCGGUACAAAAUGUGGGAAAUUUCUGGAUCGGCUCCAGACGCUCGCCAACAUAGGAGACAUCGCGGUUGGAGGUUCCCAGAAUAUAAUUGCCACCAGCGUCUGGUGUGCUGUUAGGCUUUCAUUGCAGGCCGCCACAAAUUUCCGCAGCUAUUUCGAACGACUCUCGAAUCUUUUCAUGAAGCUCGGCACCUCAUGGGAGCUCCAUAACGAGUUCUCGCAAAUCUUUCCUCAGUCUGAGGCACUUCAGACAUUCCUCUGCGAAUACCUCAUCGUCCUCAUGCGAUUGUGCCGAAAAGCCGUUAUCUUCAGCAACAAGUCUCUCGGAGGUCAGCUUUGGUCGUCACUUGGGGCAUCCUUCGAGUCUGAGUUUAGACCACUACAAGAAGAGAUGGAUAAGUGGGGGUUGAUGAUUCAACACAAGACUCAGCAACUUGCAACGACGCAUGUGGUUGACGCUGAGAUGUUCAGACGGAGAGACUACAAGCAGCGGAUACUCAAUCGACUAUCUCCGAACCAAUCCCAGCAUAUCACAACUUGGAGACGACACCGACGUAAAGGCGACUGCAAAUGGAUAUAUCAGACAGAAGCCUACAAGUCUUGGAUAGCGGAGAACACGUCUUCAGCCUUGUGCAUCAGUGGGAAACUUGGGAGCGGCAAAACAGUCUCAAUGGCCAAUCUUGUGGCUCAAUUGAAUAUGCACCAGACUUGCGCCUUCUUCUUUUGCGAUUUCAAAGAACAAGAGAGCUUGAAAGCUACGACUGUAAUGGGGAGCAUGGCAUUUCACUUUCUGGACAGCAUACCAGGGAACGACCCGGCUUGGGACACUCUUUCAAGACAAGAGGACGCUAGGGCAUCACUAUUUGCAACGUCCGAGAUUAUUGGACUCUUGAAUGAACUCCUCCCAGUUGACAAAAAGCUUUCUAUUGUUUUGGAUGGGCUGGAGGACUGUCCCGAUGAUGAGAUCGCCGAGAUCGUGUCUGGUCUCCACCGCUUAAUGUCAAGUCGAAACAUUCUCCUAUGCUACUCGGCCCGAUCAGGGUCGGUGUUUCGACGUGUGACGAGCCCAAAGUUAGGUGUCGACUUCUCUGUCAGCCUCGAAAACAAUCUGCAUGACGAGGAAAUGAAAAUGUAUAUAACUGAAGAGGUGGCGCGACGGCAACAGAUCAGCCAGGCGGGGUUGUUCAGCGACGAACUCGUGGAGCUGAUCAAGAAACAAUUAUUAGCUGGUGCCCAAGGAAUGUAUUUAUGGGUUGCGCUGCAACUCGAGUCAAUAUUUCCGAGCAACCCAAGAACGAUCGUCACCCACGAACAAGCCCUCAACUUAAUCAACAACCUCCCUAAAGACCUACCUGAAACCUUCGAGAGAGCCCUCGAAAAGGUUUUCGAUCACCGCUACGGGAACACUAUGAUGAAGAUUGUCACAGCAGCACCAUCGUCGCUUACUCUUGACGAAAUCAAGGUCGCCCUGGCUGUGGUCCCUGGCGAACCAGUUUGGUAUGCAGCCAAAGUCCCGUCAAAUUCAGCCCAGCUGGUUGCACUCUGUGGCGGCAAUCUUCUGGAGCUGGAUGAAGAGGAUGGGAAAGUCCGAUUCAUACACUACAGCGUGGUGGGCCACUUUCUUCAGCCAACAGAGAAUCCCCGAACAAUGCUGUAUCACUUUACUAUUCAAGAAGCCGAGAUCCUAUCCAGCGCGAUCUGUAUCACGUAUCUGAGUAUGUCGAUUUCUGAAACGGCUGUUACGCUGCCAAGGCAUAUUGACGGGUCAAAGUUAUCGGAAAAGAUAAUCGGCACCGCAGCCUACGACCAACCCCUUGUAGCCCGCCUUGUACACCAUUUCAAGAAAAAGGACAGUGAAAGCUCUUCAGCAGCAGAACUAGAAAUCGGGCGCCUGCUGGCCGAGAUACAGGCUACCCGGUUACCGGACUUCGACCCGCAUUGCUUCCGAGGCUGUGCUGCAUCAAAUUGGCUUCAUCAUUCCCGAUCUUUCGAGAGGCAAAACCCAUUGUGCGAUUCUGUCUGGCACCUCUGGAUGGGGUUGCUAUGCGGGAACGUGGCAAUAGCGAAACCUCCUUUCCAGAACUUUAUGGUAGAGUCUUCGCGAGCGCUAUCCUGGGCGAUUGAGCACCAUCACGGGGCUUUGAUUCGCGCCAUCUUGAACGAACCAGCCACAGAACCACAGGAUCCACAGACGUUUGCUGAGGAAGUUCUUGCGAACCUCAUCAAUUAUGAUAGCUACGGGUCUUAUCUCGGCAGUCUUCUCGUGCACUUACUCCAUCUGAUUGCCAUCACCCUGCUCCGUGUUGAUGAGCGAGGGCAGGAUGAGCCUUGGCUGUUACCGUUUCAAGUCUUGCAUAAACUUCUGGAUUGCGGAGCCGACGCGAGCACUCCCCAUGCAAAGAAUGGAAAGCACGUCCUCAAGAUGCUACUUGAGUUACUUGGCCACAUUCGCGAGCAUUCAUCUGUGGGUUGCCAGUUGAGCGAACUCACUGAGCGAGUUUUAACACUUCCUAAUGUGCUCUCUUUGAUCCGGAGCGAUUGGGUACCGUACGCGCUUCGAACGAUUCUGGAAAUCGGCAACAUCAGAAUCUUUAAGAUUCUCCUGACAUUCCGACCAGAACUACGCAUGCCAGCUGAAGAGAUAUCCCUCGUCGGGAUUGCUGUCGCCCAACAGGACAUCGAGCUAGUCAAGAUGUUGGUUGUUCUACUUCCUGAUGGCGGCGACUGCCUUGGACCCCUUGGCACACCCGGCACAUCCGGCAUGCCAGCUAUACAGCUUGCACUCCAAAAUCAGAAUGUCGAGAUGAUGCAACUGCUUGCCAACCACGGUGGACUGAAUAAAUCCGAUGUGGAAUUGCAUCUGGGUCCCGCAAUAAUAUACUUCAAGGCUUCCCGUCCAGAAACUCGGCGCGGACUUGUUCGCCCUUCAUACGCAUUUCUAGAGGCAUGCAAGACGCUUGCGGAUGACCUAAGUCAAGAUCAGAUCUUCGAAUAUUUUCGGGUGGACAAAUUGGAGAGAACCUCCAAGCGAGGAAAGACGAGACGAAUUCUGCUGGAGUUGGCCAAGGCGACUCCACCCGAUCAGCUCAAAGCCCAGUGCCCAAAAGGAAAUACAGCGCUGCAUUAUCUAACAGGCGGCAUUGCGGAAUUCAAUUCCGAGGCACUUCAGGUUGCCCGGCAUCUCCUUCGAAUCGAUUCAGUACGAUCCGGGCCGGCUACGAAGAAUAAGGCUGGCCAGACCCCGCUACGUCGAGCGAUUGAUCGUGCCUCGCUCAGCGGCUGGACCAUCCCGUAUGAUUUCAGCCCUUCGUUCCUUGCAAUCAGGAUUUGCCUGGGGGUAGUCUCGGACGAUGAACUCACCGGUGACGAGGACAGCAUUCUCGGCUUUGCUAUUGUCAAAGGUGCACCACUUGACCCAGUCAUCCGUUCCAUCAUACACGUUGGAGCCAACAUGAAUGGGGUCCUGAACGGUGCUACACCUUUGGAGAUCGCAUUCGCUCUGCCAGACGUAGGUUGCGCAGCUCAGAUCGUAUUUUGCCUUUUGGCGCAUGGGGCUGAUCCAUCGCUGAAAUUCUCGAAUGGAAGCUCCCUACUCGACACUAUGACACCAAUAAAUCGACGUUGGCUGAUUAAUCAGGUUUCUCGGUCUAUUACACAAAGGCCUUGUCAGAAUGGGAGGGCAUGUUAUCAAGAUGGUUCAGCGAUACUCGCGUUGGAGCGGAUGAUACAAAUGACCCGCAUCAAUGAUUAAGUUGAGAGGCAGUGGGUAGUAGAGAAUUAAGGCUACAUGCACUUAUCGUAUUUUCACUACUAUUCUCGACACUACAGGUUUUUUUAAACGCUGUCACCGUACCUAGAAGGUGCCGUAUAUGUCCUCGGACGUAUAUGGAAUAGAAGAAAAACCAGAUUGAAGACGUGGUCCUCGGACAUGGCUCUUCGUGAAGGCGUCAUCAUGUACAUAUAGAGUCUCUUCUAAACCAGUAAACCCUAAUAGGCAGACCUAAUAUACAAUUCUAUCUUA